This is a messenger RNA of Arachis duranensis, 2192 nucleotides long. Its product is annotated as SWI/SNF complex component SNF12 homolog. The record is from RefSeq and is a predicted model, not a curated record. Gene Ontology annotation, biological process: regulation of transcription by RNA polymerase II. Bases 274 to 1926 code for a protein of 550 amino acids. Lineage: Eukaryota; Viridiplantae; Streptophyta; Magnoliopsida; Fabales; Fabaceae. The transcript has 3 exons. Gene Ontology annotation, cellular component: nucleus; SWI/SNF complex.
AGCUAACGACAUCGUUUUAGAGGAAGCGUUAAUCACUGACUGAGCUUUGACCUCGGAAUUCGGCGAUUCUCGCAACCCAAACCUCCAUAUUCACCUUCCUUCUUCCUUCUCUCCCUCCACGGUUACGUCUCUCUGAUGGUCCUUCUGUUUUCUUCCGUCUACUACCCACUGCAUCAACACUAGUCUCCUUUUCACUGGAUCCUCCUAAUCCCAGAUCGAGGUCUUUUUCUUAGCGCUUUUUCUGUAGACUGGUUGACUAGGUUUUAGAUAGUGAUGUCGACCAACAACAAUAAUAAUCCUUCUAAGGGUAUUGGGGCUCCGUCGUCGUCGGCUUCCUUUGGAAAUUCGGCAAUGCCCUCCCCCGGAAACCCUGGUUUCUCACAAUCCCAAGCACAAGCACAGCUUGCUGCUGGUUUUCAAGGGCAGUUCCCAAUGUCCCAAGCACACGCCAUUGCUCAAGCUCAGUCCAAAGCAGCUCAAGCUCAUGCUGCCCAAGCAGCUGUUCAUGCUCAAUUCCAGGCUCACUUGCAGGCUCAGAGUUUGGCUUUAAAUCAAGGCCAGUCUGUUGGUUUGGGGAAUUUGGGGGUGUCAUCGCCGUCAGUGUCUACACCUGGCAAUAUGAGUGGUAAAAGGAUCCCAUUGAAACCCCCUAUUCGCCCUGUAGGGUAUUCUCCUCCAAACACAUUCUCGCCUCUAAGACCGAUGGAACUAACGCCUGCUGCUCGAAGGAAGAAACAGAAGGUCCCUGAGAAGCAACUUCAGGAUAAAGUAGCUGCUAUCUUGCCAGAGUCUGCUCUGUAUACUCAGCUUCUUGAGUUUGAGUCUCGGGUUGAUGCUGCGCUUGCUAGGAAGAAGGUUGACAUCCAGGAAGCGCUUAAAAAUCCACCUUGUAUUCAGAAGACUCUUCGCAUAUAUGUCUUCAACACUUUUAAUAAUCAAAUUCGCACAAUUCCUAAUAAGCCAAAUGCCGAGCCACCUACUUGGACAUUGAAGAUAGUUGGGAGGAUAUUGGAAGAUGGCGUAGACCCUGAUCAGCCUGGGGUAGUGCAGAAGUCGUCUCCGUUGUAUCCAAAGUUCUCAGCUUUCUUCAAGAGAGUAACGAUUUCUUUGGAUCAGAGACUGUAUCCCGAUAACCACAUUAUUCAGUGGGAGAAUUCUCGAUCUUCUGCUCCUCAGGAAGGUUUUGAAGUAAAGAGGAAAGGGGACAAGGAAUUUACGGCAACAAUACGGUUGGAAAUGAAUUAUGUCCCCGAGAAAUUUAAGCUUUCACCAGCAUUGACUGAGGUUCUUGGUAUUGAGGUUGAUACUCGUCCUAGAAUUAUUGCUGCAAUAUGGCAUUAUGUAAAGGCCAGGAAGUUGCAAAAUCCAAGUGAUCCUUCUUUCUUUCACUGUGAUCAGCCUCUGCAGAAAGUAUUUGGUGAAGAUAAGAUGAAAUUUACUAUGGUUUCACAGAAAAUAUCACACCAUUUGUUUCCUCCACAGCCUGUACUUUUGGAGCAUAAGAUCAAGCUCUCGGGAAAUUGUCCAACUGGAACUGCUUGUUAUGAUGUAACUGUUGAUGUUCCAUUUCCUAUUCAGAGGGAGUUGUCUGUACUAUUGGCCAAUGUGGAGAAGAACAAAGAGAUUGAGCUAUGUGAUGAAUCGAUAUGUGGGAUCAUUAGAAAAAUCCACGAGCACCGUAGGAGACGAGCAUUCUUUCUUCUGAUCUAUCUCUUGUCUAGUGUUUUGAAUGCAAAAGGUGCUUUUCCUUCUGUUCAUAAGCAAGUUAUCAAUCUUCAUGACAUUUUCCUUCCGCAAUGUGAAUACAAAAAGUUCAACAUGAUAUUUUACAUGCUGUUUGACAACUUGGACAGGGUCGAAGAUGCUGUUAUUAGGUAUUUGAAUCGCAAACCGGCAUCAGGGAGCGACGCACCAGGAAGCACAUGAUGCCAGCAGUAUCAGGUUUAAUUAAUCAUUCUUCCAUUUUGGCGACACAUGUGAAGAUGUAUUUUGGGAAUUUUCGAAGUAGCUAGCUUUCCAUGCAGCUGGAACCAAUGCUGCACCUUUUGUAAUGCAAUAUAUGUUGUAUGAGUCAGUCUGAGAACAAAUAGUUGCAGUGAUGCUAAUUGUCCUAUCAUGAAAAAAAUGGUAUCGUUCCCGAUUCACUGUUUGCAGUUCAGUUUGGUGGAAUGUUAUUUUUCUAAAAGCACCAA